Saprolegnia diclina VS20 is the source of this 22930-nucleotide messenger RNA. RefSeq lists its product as hypothetical. Lineage: Eukaryota; Oomycota; Saprolegniomycetes; Saprolegniales; Saprolegniaceae. The coding region runs from base 32 to 22930 and encodes 7632 amino acids. The transcript has 9 exons. The record is from RefSeq and is a predicted model, not a curated record.
UUUGGCGCGCACGCGAGCGUCCUUUCUCUCGAUGACGCCACAGCGAGGGCCCGCGAGCGGCAACACCAACCUUCAAGUCACCUUGCGGCUCAUCGGGGCGCCACCAGUGGUGCCGGUGCGGUGUGCAUUCUCUGGCGCCAACACUUCGUGGGUCGUGCCAGCGUCCGCGUCGUUGACGGCGUCGGUGCUCCGUAUCUCGUGCCCCACGCCCUUCUUCGACUUAGCUGGCCCAGUCCAUGUUGCUAUCGUCUUGGACGAGCUCGACACUAUCCGCGUUUCGGUACCGUUUACGGUGUACGCCAUCGUCGGCACCGACACGCCCUGGCAAGCGACGCCAACGGGGGUUGUUUCUCGGGCGGACGCCGUGAUGACGGUCACCGGCUUUGGCUUUGACGUUGUUGACAGUACCAUGCCACUUCUCUGCAACUAUUCGGGCAUCGGUGUCACGACGGCGACGCUGCGGACGUCAUCGACGCUUUCAUGCCCAGUCCCGAUCAACACAUCGACAGACGCACAGGCAAGCACGCUCCAAAUUCAGCUUGGGCAAGGUCCAGCCUUGUGGUCCGUCCCGUGCGCCGUGUAUCGGCCCCUCGUCAUUCGCACCAUGACGCCGACGACGGGCCUUGCGGGGACUCGGGUGACGCUGCAGCUCGAGUCGACAUUGAUGCCGCUGACGUCUCUCCAGUGCCUUUUUGGAUCGAUGGUGGUAGCUGCGCAUCUCACCAAUGCGACGACCGUCGAGUGCGUGGCGCCGCCGGUCGCCGCCGUCAUGUCGCAGGCUGUGACGUUGCUCGUUCAAGGGCAGCAGGCGACGCUGGCGCCGACGUUUUUUACGUACCAGGCACCGUCGUUGAUCACGUCGUUGCAGCCGGCUGUUGGAACGGCUGGUGCACACGUCGUUCUGCAAGCAACGACCAUCUCGCCCGGCACCGUCGUCCUCUUCAACGGCGUUCCGGCGACGACAACGGUGCUCAAUGCAACCUCGGUAACGUGUACUGUUCCUGUCCUCAACAUCGCUUCACGCAGAACGACGCUACUCGCAAGGAUCGCGUUGAGUCUCAACGGCGCCGUCUACAGUCUCAACACUUUGGCGAUUCACUCCAGCGCCGGGUGGACGGCAACGGCGAUGGCUCCUACCGUUGUGCCGACAUUGGGUGGUCGUCGUAUCAUUUUUACGAUCGACGUGGUGGAUAUCCCUCCGCCAACCAACCAGCUUGCGUGUCGAUUUGGGGACGCGCCUGGCGUCACCACGAGCGUCGAGGCCUUGUCCCCAACUAAUGUCGCGUGCGUCGCGCCAUCGUGGCCAACGACUGGGACGGUGUCGGUGUCUCUUAUGCUGCAAAAUGUCACCUUGGGCGCGUUUCCAUUGGUAUUUAUGAACAUCACCAAUGCGACGGUCACGCUCGUUUCGCCAUCGUCCGGGCGUCCGGGCGCCAGUCUCUUGUUUCAACGUCCGUCACCUGGGAAUGCGAGCGUGUAUGCCUGCGUCUUUCAGUUUGUAUCGGGGGACAUCGUGCGACCAAUCGCAGCGUUCAACGACACGACUAUGAAAUGCGAGGUGCCGACGCUGCCACCGACAGUCGUCGCGCCCGUAACGACCCCGGUCGUCGUCCAAGCGCUCGGCGUGAUUGUCUUGUCCACGCAGUAUACGAUCGUCGCACCAUUGAUCGUCCUCGAGGUGUCUCCAUCGUGUGGGUCCGUCUCGACGCUUCUCCGCGUCUAUGGCUCAGGUUUUCAACUCGACGGUGCUUACGACUGCGUCUUUGCUACGGGCGCGACGCGUGCAAUUGUCUUCAGUGCAUCCGAAAUGUCGUGUUGGCCAUCGGCGGGCGUGAGCACGGACUCGUCACUCGCCAUCUUGGACACGAGGACGAACGAGUCGGUGCUCGCACCGGGCGGGUUCACAGUUGUAUCACCGCCACGCGUGACCGCCGUGCAAGCGUCCCAAGACGUCGUGUUUGUCAAAUGCAGUGUUCCGGACCCCGUACCGUCCUCCCGUAUCUUCUGCGGCUUCAACAAUGCCACGACGCAAGUCGUCGGAUCGUGGCACGCGGCGGGCACGGUGGCAUGUCCUCUUCUCGAUGCUGGGCAGCUGACAGCGAUUACAUCCGUCCUGCUGAGCUGGAACGGCCAAGAGUGGAGCUCGGGGUUUGCAUGGUCGGCCCCACGCCUCCUCGAGCUCUCUGCGACGCGCGUCGCCGCUGGACAUUGGUUUUCAAUGACGGGCGCGGGAAUGGCACCACCGGGUGCCGCAGUGUGCUGGAUCGGUGCCUUUCGCACAUCAGCGAUCAUUGAGUCUCCGUCGCGGGUCCUCUGCCAGGCGCCCAACACGUCGACGUCGCUGCAGAAUGUGUCUGUCACCAUCAGUUUGGACGGCGGUGUGUCGCUACUGGCGUCCAACCUUGUCGUGUCGGUGGCGGCCGCGGCGCGCAUUUCGGCCGUCGUCCCGAGCUUUGCAACCACCCGUGGCGGAGCUCUCGUGUCGGUGGUCGGCACUGGCUUUCCCGAAUCAAUUGUGAACGUGUCGUGCCGCUUUGGUGAUGUCCGUACCCAAGGCAUAAUGAACGGAACGACUGCCGUUCUGUGCUCGACGCCGCUGACUGCCAAGCCUGGUGUCGCCGCCCUCUCGCUAGAAUGGCUGUCGAGUGAGAACGAUGAUAUGGCGACCAACAGCGUCGGGUUCGAACUGGUACCGGUGCCGAUCGUAGCAAACAUCUCGCCACGCGUAGUCGCCACCAACCACUCUACGCCAGUGGUCGUCUCGGGCACUGGGUUUCGAGACGCGUCGGUCUUGCAGUGCGUGGCCAUCUCGGAUGCUGCGGUGGCACAACCACUUGUCACACAGUGGCUCAACAGCUCCAGCAUCCUCUGCAUCUUCCCGCCUCUCUCGCCACCGCAACGUGUGACGCUGCGCAUCACGAUCAACGGCCACGAGGGCUUUGAAGCGCCGCAUCCGAUUGUCGUCGCCGUGCCACCGACGCUAGCGCGCUGCCCUCUUUCGUCCGGUGUGGAAGGCUCUGCUCUCGAGUUGCACUUGGCGGAAGCAUCUGCAUUCCGAACCGCGUGUCAGUUUGACGCGGCCAAUAUCUCGGUCGUAUCGCCCGCCGCACGAGCCAAUGGGACGCUCCUCGUGUGCACUGCACCGCGUCUGCCAUUGGGUGUCACGGCGCGUCUGUCGCUCUUGCUCGACGAUUCGACCGUGGUGUCGACGCCAUGCUUGUUUUCAACGACUGUCCCGGGUGCCAUCGUGCGAACGGUCCCUCUCAGCGGUAGCGUCGCUGGGGGCACCCAACUCUUUCUUCAUGGCACGUCGCUGCCCACGGCACCUGGCAACUGUACUUUUGAUUUUGGCUACCAGGUUCUCGAGGUGCCGGGCCAUUUCUGGAACAAGUCGGUUGUCUCGUGUGUCGCGCCGCCCGCACCGGCGUCGCAACCAACCGUUGCCAGCGUCAGUGUCGCUGGUGUAUCGAGCUCAGUCGCGUUUCGGUACGUAAUCGAUCCCAAUGUAGUUGCUAUCGUGCCGACGAACGGCGUACCUCGAGGCGGCACUCUCGUCACGCUUUACGGCACCGGGUUUAUUGACACGCAUCUUUUGCAGUGCGUCUUUGGAUCCGCGGUUGUGCCAGCACAGUGGGUGUCGCCGACGACCAUUGCUUGCGUCGCUCCCUCGAUGCUGGACGCAGGGUCGGCUACCGUUUUGAUUGCGCUUCGUCUCAAUGGUGUCGACGCUCUCGUGUCGAGCAUCUCGUACACGUACGCUGCGGUGCCGACCAUUGUCGCGCCAGUGGUCGCCACGGGCGGCACAGGCCUAGUACUCGUGCUUGACUCGUAUCUCGGAAGCGACGACCUAACGUGUCUCUUUGACGCGACUCGCCUUGUGCCUGGCUUGGUGGUGAACCGCUCGCAUGUGGUCUGCCCCCGACCACUCGUGUCGGUCACGACCGUCGCCGUCUCGAACAACGGCCGCGAGUUCUCGCCGCCAGUCGACAUUGCUGCGUCCACACUAAGGCUGGCGACGCUGCAGCCACGUGUUGCUCCGUAUGGAAGCGCGGGGCUUGUCACUCUGCACUCGACCUUCAACCGCUCGAUGGUGUACACGUGUGACGUGGAUGCUACCCUCUCGCUUCCGCUAACAGUACUCAACGCCACGACAGGCACGUGCAUUGUGCCAACGACGGCAGUUGCAACGAGCCAUAAGAUUGCUAUAGCAACGGAUGUGCUCGUCUCGAACGCGCUCUUGUACUGGCUUGUCCCGCCGCCAUCCGUGGCGGCCAUUGCGCCCGUCGUCGGCGUCAAUACCGGUGCAUCCUCCGUGCUUCACGUAUCGGGUACCGGGUUUGUCGACGUCGGAGACUACGUCUGCUACUUUGGCGAGCGCUAUUCGUCGAUGGGGCGCUGGCAGUCGACGACCCUUGUCGACUGUCCCGUCCCGUUGCAACUGUCGCUUGGCGAGUUCGAACUGCAGCUAUGGUUUAGCGGCGAACGUGUCGCAGGCCCAAACACGAUAACGUAUAGCGUUCUGCCGGCGUCAACGCUCUCCGAACUCACCCCCGUCAACGGCGCUCUGCAAGGCGGAACGACGAUCGAGCUACGUGGCAGCGCAUUCCCGCCUACCGCCACAUGCCUCUUUGGCCAUCGCACGGUUGUCCCGACGUCGCAGAAUGCCACGUAUUUAGCGUGUACCUCACCCAUGGUUGCGUCACCCACUACGGUGGCAGUCGCCGUGGCAUUGAACGGUGUCCUCGUGAGCGCAGCUCUCUACUACACGUACACGGACCCGCCCAUCUUGAUACACCUCGUGUCGCCCGUGGUUGUGCCCCGUACGUUUCCAGGUCCGAUUCGGGUGCGAGUGGCCGAGGUGAGCCCACUUGACACGGUGCUCUGCCGGUACCACGCAGAUUCCGUCGCCUGGACGGUUGUCGGUGUCAUCGAAGGCGCAACGACCGUGUCGUGUCCGUUUUCUGAGCAGCAAAGUCAUCCCGGUCGUUUAGAGCUCGCCUUGUCGUGGAACUCCCACGACUGGAGUUUGCCGCUGGCGUUCGACGUUGCGCCGCCGAUGCUCUUGUCGCAUUUGGCGCCGACCACCGCGUUGUACCCGCUCCCGCCCACGGCGAUGGUCCGCGUCUUUGGCUUUUCGCUUCAAGCGUUUAGCUGCGCGUUUCAAGCAGCCAGCACGGGCGGCAGCACCCUCGUGGCAGCCGUGACGUACUCGACAACGGCACUCGACUGCCCUAUUCCGCCACAGCUUGUACCUGACACGUACAGUGUUGCAUUGACGAGCGCCGACGGCACGCUCUUGUCAGCCAAUGAGCUCGGCUUUGUCAUCGCGUCGUCGCCAAGCGUUGACGUUGCGAGCCCGACCGGUGGAGACGUGCGAGGGUCAACACCCGUCGUCGUUCGCGGCGCCGGCUUUCGAACACUCUCGGCUGGCUUUUGGAAAUGUCGGUUUGGCGAGCUGACGACUUCUGCAACGAUCGUGGACGAUAUGACUCUGAGCUGUUUGGCACCGGCUAUCUCGGCGCCACAGACGGUAUCGCUUGCAAUCACGUGGGGCGACCAGCGUGUCCAAGACGGCUGGCGCUACACGUACUACGACGUCCCACGCAUCGCCAGCCGUCAACCGUUGCGUCCAGUGACAACAAACGUGUCGACCUCCGUACUGAUUCUGGGCGACGCCUUCCCCGUGGCCCAGUCCUCAAGCGUGGCGUGCGGUCUCGGGACGCAGCCACCAUCAACGAUACCAGCUGCGUACAUCAAUGUGUCGACACUCGUGUGCCACCUCCCCGCUGUGCCGAUCGCCGGCGCGUACGACCUAUGGGUGCUAUGGAAUGGCGUUGAUGCGUCGUCGUCGGUGCCCCUCGAGGUAGUACAACCGAUGACGCUGCGUGCCGUCGUUCCGGCCGUCGGCUUUACAGCAACCGAAGUCCUCACGCUUCUCGGUGGUCCGUUUCGGCGACAAGACCCGGUCGAGUGCUUCUACCAAGGCAUGUACGUCAUCGGGACGGUGCUCAAUGCGACCGCCGUGUCGUGCAGCGUACGAUGGAACUCUGGUCCGUCAAACGUUGCGAUCCUGCUGACGAGCAACCGCGUGACGUUUUCAAAUGCCGUGUCCUUCUUGUACGCACCGGAUGCCCGGGUGCACGGUAUCGCGCCUCGCGACGGCGUCGUCGGGCACCGAACGACCGUGCGUCUCGAGGGUUAUUUCCCGACGGCGUUGCGCGCGUCGACGCUCGCCUGUAGCUUUCAAGGUGCGCUCUCGCCGGCGCUAGUGCUCAACCCAUCCGCGUUGCAGUGUGUUGCCCCAGCCGUUGCAACGGCGACAACGGUCGCGGUCUCGCUUGUCUACGAAGGGCGGGUCAUUCCGUCGCCUACUGUGUUGACGAUCCUUCCCUCCGUCUCGGUCCUUGCGACGUACCCGGCUUUUGUGUCGUCGUCGGCCGUAUCGCCAGUGUCGGUGGUCUUGACGUUCGACAAGGAUGUAUCAGCAUACGGGCUAACAUGCCCGAACGACGUACCGCUCGUCGUGUUAAGCAACAGCACUGGUGGCUGCUCCAACUUAUCCUUUGGUCAGCUGCUGGGAUCCCACGAGCUGUGGCUUGCCAAGAACUUCGAAAGCAUAGCAAGCUUCAGUGUCACGGUGCUGCGCCCAAUCGCAUCAUUUGACGUUGGUCCAAACUUGAUUGGCGAAGCUGGCGGCACCUUGCUGCGCAUCACAGCCACCCCAGCGCCGCCACAACUGUCGUGUCGCAUCGAUGGCGAGAUCGUGUCGGGUCAUCGACGACCCGAUGGAACCUUUGUCUGCGCGGCCCCACCGCAUGCGCCCGGUGUCGUGUUCGUCGACGUCAGUUUCGAUGGCUUUGCUUCGUCAAGCGCUCCACGACCAUUAACGUACCUCGCACGUGUGCAGCUGCAUUCGAUUGCACCGUCUUUUGGUCUCGUGGCGCAGUACCAAGACGUUGUCGUGCGCGGCACCAACUUUGUGGAUGCGACGAGCUGGUGCUGUCACUUUGACGCUACAGUCGUCCGUGCUCGCGUGCUCAACAGCUCGGCGCUGCAGUGCACGGCACCGCCGCUCCUGCACGAAGCCAGCGUCCGAGUCAGUGUGAGCUGGAACGACGACGAACGCGCCUCCACCUUGCUUGCAUUCGAGGUCCUCGCCUUUCCUACGCAAGUACAGGCGGUGCCGUCGGGACCAAGCGGGUGGACAAUCGCUUUGGAUGUCAAUGCGUCGGUGCGUGCGUAUGAGUGCGCCAUUGCUUCGUCAACUGCAACCACGCCGACGAUGGUAACCUCGACGUACGACCGACCGAGCGUGCUGCGCUGUCCGAGCGCCGGUCUCGAUGCGCCCAGCGCCUUGACUUUGUGGUACAACGGCGCGCCGUUGCCGUCGACAGUGGUGCUCAUGACCGAUCCGUGCCAGAGAAUCGUUGUAAGCGACUCGAUGGUCACUGUGGACGACCCUCUCGUGACGUUCUAUGGGCAGUACGGUGCAUCGGUGCCACUGUUGUGCGCCGUCAACGAUGCCGACCGCGUACCAGCCAUCAGCGUCGAUGCGACGUCGGUGCAAUGUGUCUUACCGUCCACGAUGAUAUCGCCGAAUGUGACGCUGACGUUAUGGUGCAACGACCGACCAGUGCACACCAAAACCGUAGCGCGAUCGCUCCCAGCCUCGAUUCUCUCCGUGUCCCCCAACGUGACAGCGUCGUACGUCAAUUACACUGGGAGUGUGCUCUUGCUGCGAGGCGUGCGGCUCGCAACUGCGUCGCCCGUCUUCUGCAACUUCAACCGCACCAUGUCGAUGCCCGUUGUUGCCAGCUCGGAGAACACGGCGCAGUGUCAAGUACCCGUGCUUUCGACGCUAGGUCACGUCUCAUUGACACUCGAGACGGCGUCGGGAGCUCUUCUGGCGGACCACUCCUGGACCGUCGUGGCACCGCCCGUGGUGGUAAGUGUCUCGCCGCAAGUCGUGCCGAUGGGGUCCUUGAUCCAUAUAUCGGGCAGCCACCUCGGUCCGACGCUGCUUGUGAUGUAUGGUGCGUCGUCGUCCAGCUUGUCAUGCGCCGUGGUGUCGGACUCCGUCGCAGAAUGCCCCGUGCCGACGACACCAGGGACGUUUGCGAUCGCCUUGUCCACCACAGAUGGGUUUCAGUUCCAACCUAUCGCAGACGUUGUCGUCACCGUCCUGACAAGCACGGGCGUCGUGACGACCAUGACGCCAACGUUGCAAGUAGCCAACCAGACAACGUCGCUUGUGUUUGAAGGCUCUUUAUUGGCCACAAUGAAGCUGCUGGCAGGACCGAGAGGACCCCGAAUGCAGUGCCGCCUCCAAGGCCCCGUCGAGAUGUACGUGGCCGCGAUUCUCGACUCGCAAGAUCGCAUUGCCUGCAGCGUCUUCAUUGUCCAACCCGGUGUUUACAACGUCUCGGUGGUUGUUUACAACGUCUCGGUGGUGCCCAUCUUUGCCGAUACCGUCUUCGAGCUUCAUGUGGUGGCGGCCCCACGGCGCAUCUCGAUGACGCCAUUGGUUGCCAAUUUGGAUGGGUCGACGCGGGUCACGUUUUGCGGGGCGCCGUCGUUGCCCUACAGUCCUCGAAUGCACUGUCUCUUUGGUGCGGCCACCGCUGCUGUCUCAGUAGCCAAUGCGUCCUGCGUGUUUUGCAUGGCGCCUGCGCAGCCCUCGGGCAGCCUUCCGGCGGCAUUGUACCUCGACGUCGACGUUCCCGUCUCGCACGAUGGUCCCUUUUCUAUACAGUACAUUCAAGAGCCCGCGAUCGUUCAUGUCGAGCCAGUUGUUAUCGCAUCGUCGACACCAAGUACUGUCGUCGUCUCCGGCUGGGCCUUUCCAAACGAAUCCGUCCCGCUCAUGUGCGUGAUUCAAGUGGUCGACAAGGUCGUCACUACCGUAGCUGCCACCAACGUCACGAGUCGCCGUGUCCUCUGUGCGUUGCCUCCGCUGCCAUUCGUCUCGACGGUUCAUCUAGGUGUCGCCAUUGACGGGGUUGUCUACUCUAAUGUGGUGCCAAUCACAGUGCUGCCAGAGUGGAACACGACGCAGUGGCAGCUCGAGCCCGCGACGGGACCCCUCGGGGGCAACUACACGGUGGCCAUCCGUGGCCGCGGCUUUCCCGCCGGCAUCUCGGUGCAAUGCAUGUUUGGCACGGCCAUCGUUCCGGGUAUAGUCGUGUCGCCAGAGCGCGUGCUAUGCCAGGUACCACGUACAACUGUGCAGCCCAUGGUGCCGCUCUCCCUUGUCUUUGGCCCCGCAGUUGUCAAGACUGCACUCGUUUUUACGUUCACGACGCCUCCGGUGGUGUUCACAGUCCAGCCAAGCUUGGCCUGGGUCGCCUCGUUUCAGAUGUGGGCGCAAGUGCACGGUGCAGCGCUCAACUUUGCACAGCGCUGGGAGUGCAUCUUCGGGACUGAUCGUGUCGCAGCCGUCCAUCUCUCGCCCCAGCGCCUCGCAUGUCAGGCGCCGGCACUGGUCGCAGGCAACCUCACGCUGCGGGUCCUCGGCCACGACCGCAUUUACUACGAAACGAUCAUCGUGGUGGCGCCGGCGCCGGCGCUUGCUGCCCCACGCACUCUAUUUGGCUGGCGCGGUGCGAACCUCAUCGUGGAAGGCGUGCAUUUGACAUCUGUGACGAGCUGCCGCGUUGGUACCGCGUUGGUGCCCGCCAUUAGCUCGGCCUACAACGUCUCUUGCGCGGCGCCACCGGGCUCUGGCACGGUCAACGUAACGUUAUUGGUGGGAGACGAGCCGGUACCGAGUGUACCAUGGCACUUUCAGUAUGUUGCGUCGAUGACAAUAUCUUCCAUCCACCCGACAGCCCUUGCCAUCGUCGAUCGCUCCAGCACGCUGUCGUUGUACGGCAACUUCAGCUCAGCAAUCACGUCGUACCAGUGCCGAUUCGGCGUAUCUACCACGACAGUUGCGUCGCUUGUAUCGACUUCUGAGCUCACGUGUGGUAUUCCGGUGCUGCCACUGGGCUCAACACCAAUCGCUGUGCUCUGGGACAGCGCCAACGUGAUUCCUGGCCCGCAACUGGUGUUUUCGACUCUGCCACCGCUCGCGUUCCCGUCGUUGGUCCCCAGCGAGGGACCGAGUGCGGGUGGCACCGUUGUCCGCGUGCAGACCCGUGGGCUGGCGCAAGCGCGCAACAUCACAUGCAUUUUUGGAUCACAGUGGCACGCUGGCAGCUACGACCACGUGACGCGCCACGUUCUCUGCAAGGCGCCACCGCAGGCGACCUCGGGUGUCGUGUCCGUAGCGCUCGUGGUGAACCACCAGACGUUCGCGACGAACUUGACGUAUGCGUACUUGGCAGUGCCGACGCUGCUCUCGGUGCAGCAAAGCCUCGAUGCUACGGAGCAGUGGCAUGUAGUCGUGACGACGUCGCCUACGAGCGCCCAGCGUCUCUGGCUGAAGACACCGGAUAUGCAAUGCCUGGCCGUCUUGUCGGGCACCCAAACAUUUGGUUGUGUUCUUGGAGCACCGACGCCGUCCACGCCGACUGCCCGCCUCUUUGUCUCGGUGAAUGGCGUGGACUUUGAGCCGAGUGCCCUAAUGCUGGACAUCGCGGCCGUGUUGCAAGCUGUGUUUGUGGACUUUGUCGAGCCGGCGUUUGUCCCGAUGAAUGCACCCGCGCUCACGGCGUCGGUGCACGGCGCCGGGCUCGGUAUCUGCGAUCCGAUGCUUCAAGGUGUUGAUUGCGUCUGUGUCUUUGGCGCAGAAGCGACCAAGGUCACAUACGUUUCUUCCGUGCGUGUGCACUGCCCGAUCCCGGCGCUACUGGCAGCCGUACCGUUCUCACUCAGCGCCAACGGUUCCGAGUACAUUCCGCUGACACGAUCCAGUCGAACGAUGCACGUUGCCGGCGACGUUGCGGUUGCAGCGGCCGCGCCGACGGCAGGCUUGGCCACGGGCGGGACCAUCGUGUCGGUGUCGGGUCUCGGGUUCUACCCCGCGCUUGGGUGCUGGCUCGACGCUCGAGUGUUUUUGCCUGCCAUGGUGCUGAACGCGACUUAUCUUGUGUGUACUCUACCCCCGCAAGGCGCACCGCCGGCGACGGUAACGAUCGUCAUCACGACCGAGCUCCAGCCCAACUUUGUGUCGGCCCCGCAGCUCACGUUCAAGUACCUCGAGGCGCCUUUGGUCACGGCGCUGUGGCCAUCGAUGGUUGCCAUGCACCCAAAUGCCUCCGUGUCGCUCACGCUGACGUCGUCAGUGCCGACGACGUUUCAAGAGCAAGCGAUGGACUGCCUCUUUGACCGCGAGGUUGCCUCCAAGGGGCUCGUUGUAGCGAUGACGUCGACGACACUGACGAUCACCUGCUCUGUACCGACACAGAUGGUCGCCGGUGUCGCCACGGUCGACUUGGUACUCAACGACCAACACGACAUCUGGACGGGGUGGUCCAUGGACGUCAUCGAUGGCAACACGCUACGCUCCGUCCUGCCGUCGUACGUGCCAACAAAUGCACGUGUCCCAAUCACGAUGCACUUACACUAUGAUGCGCUUGACGUCGAGCUCUCUUGCGUCUUUUACCAAGCGGCGACCAACCGGACGUGGCAAGCCCCCGCGCGGACAGUGGCCCCCCGCGCGUUCGACUGCCUCACGCCGCACGUGACGGUCGCAAGUGUUCUCGACAUUUGGCUGGAGCUCCACGGGCAGACGUACACGGACAAUCGACUCGUGCUUGCCGUCUACUUGCCACCCGAAGGCGUCGGCAUGCAGCCGGCUGUGUCGCUUCUCAACGGUGGCGCUGUCGUGCGCCUCUACGGUCGUCGAUUUCUCGCGACGCCGGAUCUCGCGUGUCAGUUUGGUGCAACGCAGUCCACGCCGGCACGCUUUGUAUCGGUACAUCAAGUCGAAUGCACGGCGCCGCCAUCGCCCUUGCCGACAAAUGUAUCUCUCGGUAUUGUCUAUUCCGGUGCACUCGUCAACUGGCUCAAUAUGUCGAUCGAGUACGUCGACGACGUCCGCAUUCUAGAUGUUACGCCGCCGAAUGGACCGCUUGGCGGACACACGCCGGUCGUUCUCUCGGCCACUGGGCUUCGCGCGUCGUGGCACCUGCAAUGUGCGUUUGAGCUCGGCACCGGUGACGCGUUGGUGCCGGCGACGUUCGAUGCAGCGCACCACACCGUGUCGUGUGCCGCGCCGCCGGCGGCUUGGCCCGAGACCGUCACGAUCUCACUCUACACAAGCGCCGAUGGCGUGCGACUGGCGUCGUUCCCAAUGAGCUACGCCUAUGUGCCCCCAAUGCAAGUGCUUUCGACGUUUCCGGCUCGCGGUAUCGCGGGUGUCGCGAUGCUGGUCGAUGUGCAUGGCGUCUUUUUGCGUCCGUCCAUCGUCUGCCGCAUCAACCAGGCGACGACGGCACCGGCGUUUUUCAUGUCGGAGAGCCAUGCGCGCUGUGCAGUCCCGGCGCUGGCGUCGACGUCGAUCGUCGUUCUUGAGGUCGCCAACAACGGCCUCGACUUCGUUCUGGCGACUAUUUUGCCGGUGGAUCCACCCUUGAACGCAACGAUGAUCUCGCCAAACAACGGUCCUAUCUCGGGUGGCACGACUCUAUACCUCCAAGGCGCCAACGUCGGCCAGGCUUCGCACUGCCGCAUCGAUCGCGUCAUCGUGCCCACCCGCAAGAUCAACGCGACAAUGGUGGCAUGCAUCGCGCCGCCGCAUUCGCGCGGUGUCGUCACCGUCGAACUUUCAAGCAAUGCCGCUGGCUACGUCCUGGCCAGCGUGAGCUACGAGUACCUCGUGGUGCCGUCGGUGGUGGCCGUCGAGCCACCGCGCGGUCAAGUGGCGUCCCGAAUCGUCGUUCUGGGGUCGGGGUUUGUCGACCGCGGUAACGUCUACUGUCGCUUCGGAAAACGCGCACUUGUACUCGCCCACGUGAGCUCGACUACGCGACUCGAGUGUGUUGUACCCGAUGUGCCUUUGACGAUCGUCGACGGGCGUUUGCAGCGAGCAUUGCAAGUCGAAGUGUCCCUCAACAACGGUGUCGACUACUCGGCGAACGGCGUGACGUUCGAGGUGCUGGAUGCCUAUCACGUGCGAUCGCUGCGACCACGCACCGGAUCGGCGCUUGGGGGCACCCGUGUCCGCCUCUUGGGCCAUGGCUUUCACCAAGCCAAACAACUUGCGUGCACGUUUGGCUCUGCUGUGGUGCCGGCCGUGUAUGUGUCGCCAACCGAGCUGCAGUGCGUCACGCUUGCUCACACGACGGGCGUCGUUCCAGUUGGCCUCCUCGAUGAAUCGGACGCCCUCACGGCGUUGCCAGCCACUUUGACCUUUGAAUUCACAUACGCGACGCUUCUCGAUACGAUCGUGCCGUCGGCUGGCGCGACCACCGGUGGUACCAUCGUUUCGGUCCUUGGCCGCCACAUUGGUUUUUCAACGACGCUGGCGUGCCGAUUCAACGCAACAACGGUGCCUGCCGUGUACAUCAACGCGUCAUGUGUCUCGUGCGUGGCGCCGGCGCACGCUGCCGGUACCGUCGACGUCACGUUGAGCAACGGUGGCCUCGAGGUGUCUCCGUCGUCAGUCGUGUUUGCCUACCGUGCGUUACCGGUGCUGAGUGCUCUUUCGAAUCGCACCGCGGUCAGUCCGCUCGGUGGUGAUGUCGUAGCGAUUGUCGGUACAUCCUUCGAGGGGCCGGUCACCUGCAUUUUUGACGACGGGCGAGCGUCUGGCCCAGGCAUGGUUCUAUCGUCGACGACAGUGACGUGCGUCGUGCCGCCCCGUGCCACUGCAAGUGUCGCGACGCUGUUUGUUGACGCGCUCAGUGGACGGUCCAACGUGCUCUCGCUACCGUACCUGGCCCCGACCGAAGUGUGGUCCAUCGUUCCGCCGUUCGGUUCGAGCGAUGGCGGUGGACAUCUGCGUCUUCACGGCACGGGCUUCAAUCAGUCGAGGGCACUAGAGUGCGUGUUUAGCGACGACAGCGGGUGGCGCCAGACGACACCUGCCAUCUUUGUCUCGCCGUCCGAGGCGUCGUGCGUCUCGCCGCAGGUCCCGCAUGUCUCGUCGCCCACGUCGCUGCGCGUCGAUGUGUAUCAUUUUGGCACCCCGGUGACGCAGCUUUCUGGUGUCUUUACAGCGCUGCCACCGCUUCAACUUCAAGUUGUGGAGCCGCGUGAAGCGGACAACAGCGGCAGUACCAUUGUAGCAUUCCGUGGCGCCAAGUUUUACCCGUCAAGUGCGCUGGCUUGCGUCUUUAACGCAUCCCGCGUCCCCGCAGCAUUCGAGAACGCUUCGUUUGCUACCUGCCGGACACCGGUGCAUGUGCCUGGCACCGUAGCUAUCGGGCUCACCAACAACGGCUUCGAUGUCGUGUGGCACGGCAACUUUACCUUUCGUGCACCAGUGUACGUGGCGUCCGUGGCGCCGACAACGGGCGUAACCACCGGGUCGACGACGGUGCGCAUUUCAGGCGCCAGCUUCUUUCCGGCGAUGCAACUCGAAUGCACGUUUGACACAACCACUGUGUUGGCCACGUUUGUGUCCCCAACGGCUGCCAUGUGCGUGGCGCCAGCAACAACCGACAACUAUACGUCGCGCACCGUGCGUUUCGCCGUCGGUCUGGUCAACCAAGCGCCAAAAGCCGUCGUUGCCUUCACUUACGUGGCGUUGGAGCGCAUUCUGUCGGUGACACCGGGGCGAGCGUGGAGCAUCGGUGGUACCGUUGUUACCGUGGCGACGCAAAACGUCCGCGUCUCUUCGAACGCGACGUGCUGGUUUGGCGCGACCGCCGUCCAAGCCUCCAAAGUGACGGCCUCGACGAUGGUGUGCGCAAGUCCGCAGGCGUCGCCGACGUCGUUGGCGUUCGCAGUCUCGUCAACGGCAUCUGCGCCGGCUUCUGUGGACCCGUUUUCGUUUGAGAUUCUACCGACGCCAGUGGUGACGGCCAUGCCGGUGGUGACGGCAUUUGUCGACGGCGGCAGCGACGUGACGCUCUAUGGCAAUCACUUGGAGUCGGUGUCGCAUUGCCGCAUCGGCAGUGCUGUUGUGCCCGCCUACGCUACGUCCACGCGACUGCGCUGUGUCACCCCGCCGCAACCGUCGCCAGGUACCUACGUCGUGUCGCUGCAGUCGUAUUUUGCGACACUGGCGACACCGUGGAAUGUGACGUAUGUACCGAUACCGGUACCACCGCCGGUCCCCGCGUUUGUCGAGUCGACGGUGCGCACCGAUCGACCCACGAUUACAUCGCUCUUUCCACCAACCGUGUCGUCCAGCGGCGGCACCGUGGUCACCGUCAUCGGGUCUUUGUUUCAAAACAUCCCGACGUUGCAGUGUAUGUUUGGCACGGUUGUUGUGCCGGCGUCGUACCGGUCACCGACGUCGCUUGUGUGCGUAUCUCCCCGGCACGUUCCGAUGCAACUGCUGGUCGAGGUGUCGAACGACGGCAUUCUCGCUUCCAUAUCGGCACGACAUGUAAUGGUCGCCAACGACGCCGUGCAGCGCGCGAUCUCGCCCGAGUUUGGCAACGUUGGCACGCGGGUGCGGGUAUUUGGCAACCAUUUUAGCCAGUCGCCUCUGCUCGUAUGCCGGUUUGGCCUCGCGGUGGUGUCCGCCACGUUUGUGUCGCGAACCGAAGUGACUUGCGUCGCUCCCGACCCGACCACUGUCUCGCUGAGCAACGGACGUGACGUCGUCGUCGUCCACACGUCCAACAACAAUGCAUCGUUCACGUCCCACGGCAGCUUCUUCACAUACGCGCCGACACCACUCGUGACGUCAUCGUGGCCACCCAUCGUGUCGCAGGUUGGCACGGGGUCGGUCACGGUGCGAGGCUACCACUUUCGACCCUACCCGGUGUCGUGUGUAUGGAACCGGCUCGUGGUGGUGCCGGCGACCGUGCACUCGAGUACGCUGCUGCAGUGCGCCGUACCGCCGUCGCUAGCCGUCGGACAGGCGACGCUGCAACUUAGCAUCUUGAACGGUCUCGAUCCAUCCCCGCCGACGACGACCGUAACGUUCGCAGCAGCGGUGACGCUCGUCGGUGUCGCGCCGGCGUCCGCACCGUCUUUGGCCAAUACGACGCUCGUACAUGUGUACGGCACGAGCUUUCGCUCGACGAUCGAGCUCAGCUGUCAAGUGGAUACGACACUCGUACCGGCGAUCUACGUCAACUCGACGACUGUGCAAUGUUUGUUGCCGCCGCAUCCCAUUGGGCGCGUCGCCCUCAGUGUGACGACCAAUGGCAUCGAGUUUGCCUCGCCAGUGGCAUUUUCGUUCGUGCCGGAUGUUCGCGUCGCCCGGGUCCGACCGACGUUUACGCUUCUACCAGGCCAAACACCGGUCUUUGUGCAGGGCCGACAUUUUCAAAACAUCUCGACGCUCGGGUGCCGCUUUGGCGAGCGGUUUGCUCAAGCCACGUAUCUCUCACCGGAGCUGCUGCUCUGCGUGGCACCGUCCCGUGUCGGCAACCUUGUGGCGCCUGCCACCACUGUGACGAUCGAAGUGACAGUCGACGGUAUUGCCUUCUCCACUAGCGGCGUGCCCUUUGAGUACCGCAGUUCAUGUCCGCGCGGGGCGUACUGCUGGGGCCACGACGUCUCUGCGUCGCCCAAUGGCACGUACAUCGGCGCGGAUGCACAGAACUUUACGCUUUGCACGCCUGGCACGUUCCAGCCGCGCGCCGGCCAAACUGCCUGCCUUCCGUGCCCCGUAGGUUAUUUCUGCCCGGAUUUUGGUCUCUCGCACCCCGUGCUGUGUCCUGCCGGCUACAUUUGCGACCGCCAAGCGCUCUCGACGCCGACAAUAUUGUGCAACCAAGGACACUACUGCAGUCGUGGGACCAAGACGAUGAACGUUCACGAGUGGGAGGCCAGCAACAACUAUUUGUGGAACAACGAGACGGGCCUCCUUGUCUUCAACGACAGCUCCAUGACGUGGCCGAUCGUGGCGCGCGUGCUCCCGGCAACCGGCGCGCGGCGACUGAACCAUCCACCGGUGUUGGAGGACCCGGGAUGUCUCGUGCGCAACUGCGUCAUCGGCAGCAGCGUCCUUGUGCCCGAAAAGCCCUACGUGUGCCCCCUUGGCAUGUACUGUUUCAAGGGCGCGACGACACUGUCGCCAAUGGCCAACAACUUUAGCACACCGCAGACCUGCUAUGCUGGCUUCUUCUGUCCGCGCGGCAGCUUUACGCCCGAAGGCACGGGGCCGUGCCCGACAGGCUACUUCUGCCCCAACCCGACAGACGCGCUGCUCUGCCCUUGUGGCAUGUACUGCCCGGGCGUCGGCAACACCAAGCCGAUAGCGUGUUACCCAGGCACAUAUCAACCGGCGACGGGCCAGCCCACGUGCGUGCUCUGUCCGAUUGGCUCGAUUUGUCCUGGCUGGAACAACACCGCGCCAACGCUGUGUCCGGCCGGCUUUGUGUGCUCGGCCGUCGGCUUGUCCCACCCGGUGCAGCUGUGCCCCGCCGGCUUUUACUGCAACGAAGGCACGUGGACGCUCGACCCGUCCGAGCUCUCGCCCCUCCGCCCGUACCCGUGCGCGACAGGCACGUUUUGCCUUGCGGGGAUCGAAGCGCCGCUCACGAUCGAUUGGCUGCCCAAUGUCCCAGCGGGGGCGACGUCGCGUCAAACGUGCACCGAAGGCGCGUUCUGCCUCGAGGGCACCACGGAAGCGACGUUGUGCUAUCCAGGGCACUACUGUCCACCAGGGACGACGUUUCCCGUCAUCACCCCCCCGGGUACUUUCUCGGGGGAGGACGGUGCGAUCGCGCCAAUGCUGUGUUUUCCCGGCACGUUUGCCGUCUUUGCAUCGAGCACCAACUGCCAAGUGUGCCCCGCGGGGUACACGUGCCCGGGGUACGGGAACUACAUUCCAAAGAUUUGCCCACCAGGGUCGUACCGGUCGAUCGCCGACUCGAUCACGUGCCGCCUGUGCCCCGCCGGCACGUGGUCGCCCAACUCUGGCGUCGCCGAUAUUUCGUACUGUGAACCGUGCCCCGCCGGGCGCGUCUGCGGCGUCCAAGGCAUGAACAACCUGACGCAGAGCAUCAUUUGUCCGUCCGGGUACGUGUGCGGCGAAGCCACGACGCUCGAUAUGCAAUACAUGCACGAGUGCCCCGCGGGGUACUUUUGCGGUGCCGAGACGACGCUCGCCACAGCAUUUGACAAUCUGUGUCCGCCGGGCAGCACGUGUCUCCGGGGCACCAAAGACACGGAGCGGACGCGGUACAUGUGCCCUGUCGGUGCAUUUUGCCCUCUAGGUACGGCCGACGGCACUGCGAAAGAGUGCCAGUGCCCGUCGCGCACCACGUCGCUCCCGGGCUCGAACGCACAGAUCGACUGCAGUAUUACGGAAAUCAGCGUCUGCGACAAGGACCCGGCCAAGUCGUACUACCCGCAGUUUACGUAUACGUUUCAAGGCGAGACCAAGAUCUUCAACUCGUGGGCGACGUCGAAUCCGACGGGCGAAGUCGAAGUUGUCACCAAAGUGCUCCCGGUGAACGCGUCGGCCAGUGCCUUAGGGUGGCACAACGGUACGAUCGACGUCAUGCGAGCGUGCCCGUCUCAGCUCUCGGCGACUGGCGGCGAGUUGCUCACUGUCAUCGGGCGGAACUUUCUCGAUACGAAUGAGCUCACAUGCGAGUUCCGGCUCGUCGACUCGAUCGUCUUCUUGUCAGUCCCCGCCACGUACGUCAACGGCAGCCGUGUGCAGUGCCGCACGCCGCCAAUGGCGCUCAACGGCGCGGCGUCCGUCGCCGCCAAAGUGCACGUGUCCAACUACGGUGUGCAUAUAUCGUCGACCGGCGCGGAUCUCACGUACGCAUCGUCGCCACCGAGCGCGAGUCCCUGCGGGUAUCGUGCGUCGGAAGAAGGGCCGUGGCCGCCGGAGCUCGGGUGGUUUGCGCUGCGUGGGCUCUCGGAGAUUCUCUUGUCGUUCGAUCUGCGCCACAUUCCUGUCGACAUGCUGUACGACGAGCACUUCAAAAUUGCCAUCUACGUCGCCCCGAGCCUCUGCAACAAUGCCGUGUGCAAUGCCAAGCGCGUGCGGCUGCCGUUGGGGGCAGCGACCGAGACGUCACCGUGUCGUCAGCCGCUACUUCUGCCAUCGUCCUUGACGUCGACAGCGUUUCAACAGCACGAUGUGCUCAACCUGACCCUUUUGGCGCUGGAAGACAUGCUCAUCAAGCCCGAGAUUCACAUCACGUACGGUCUCUUUGCGUCGGCGGCCGACCUGUUUGUGAACUCCACGUCGGUUGAGAUUCGGUCGCCAAGUCGCGCCAACAACACAGCUGGCAUCGUGGCCGACAGCCGCCCGCUCUCGCCCAUUAUUUCGUUCGAGGAGGAGCUCGUGCCGCGGGAUUACGCAUUCCUGGCCGUCUAUCGACGCGCGAUUGGCUUGAAUGUACCGUACCCGAUGAACCUCCCGCCGCGCUUUAGCCAGCUCGAGCGCGGUCGAGUGCUCCAAACCAACGUGGUCAGCGAGAAGAGUCCACAGCUCAACUUGCUCGACACGCCAGUGCCGGGGGUGACCACGGACGCGUACUGGAGCUCGCCCUUCUCGACGCUCGCGACCACCAUCGAUAUGGUCGCCAAGUACCGCGAGACGUUCCAGGGCCUCGCCUCCGACAAUUCUUCGUACGACAUGACCAACGUUAUGCUACCGUACUUGCCAUACUUUUCGCACUGCCGUGGAUAUGGCCGGUACAUGACGAUCUUCGACUUGCUCGAGAGCGACGAGCAUUGUCAGCUUCCCGCGCUCACCGAGCAGCCGGCAACGUGGUCUCGCCGCACCCUCCCGCCACUGCUCAACCAAGACGACGUGGUCGUCGUGGGGCCGGUCGAUAUUCUGCAAGACCCGAUCGCCGACUACUGCUACCGCGACGUCGCCUGCGAAUACGAAGAAGACUUGCGCUCGGUCGCCGUGAACCCGCGCUGGUUUGAAGCCAGCACGCUCACGUCGCUUUUCGAAAUGGUCAACGAGCCGGUCACGUACCAAGCGUACUCGACGGGCAGCGCGCUCUACGGGACACUGCUGGCGGCGGGCAACAGCGAUAUCUUUGUUCCUGUCCUCAUCGACCGAUCGGCGGCCGACGUGAUCGAAGGCGGCUGCACGAUCCAGUGCUUUCCACGCAAAAUGACACUCGAGAUUGCAUACUACCAAGUGACGCUCCAGCUCAAGCGGCUCAUUUUUGUCAAGCUCAUUUUCGACAACUUUGAUGUGGACACGACGCGGACCGACUAUGCACUGCACGUCGAGUACCACCCGCUUGGGUACCUCGAGCUCCUCAUCAACUUUGCGUUCGAGCCGUCCAUGUACAUCACGCUCUUCAACGUCAUGGGGCUCGUCGCAUGGGUUGGCUGUGCGAUGGCGUGGAUCAUCAAUCGGCUCAUGACGCGCAUUCGAGACCCGCCCAAGCUCUACUACUUGAGCUAUCUUUCGCUGAUUGCGCCGCCGCCAACGAUCGGUGCGAUUUUAGCGACACUGCCACUCUCGGCAAUCAUCGGGUCGUUCUACCUCUUGCUCAACGGCGACCUUGCGUUUUCGAUUUCCAACAACUACCCGGGGGCGUACCCGUACUGGCUCCUCGACAACGUCAAGAGUCAGUACAACGCUGCUUUGCUCGACCCGGCGCUCGUGACGACGAUGCGUCAUGGGCGGACGGGCUUUUGUUUUCUCCUGCUCGGGUGCUACUUGAUGAGCGAAGCGGCCGUCAUUUUCGUGCCCAAGACCAUUUCGAUUUCAGAGCGCGCGGCCGAAGAAAAGACCGAGACAAGCGACGCGCUCUUGCCAGAAGAAGACGACUCGCUGUGGAAACCAACGCCGUGGCUCCGGACGAGCUUCAUCUUUGCGAGUGUGCUCCAAGCGCUCUUCCUCACGGUCGUGGUCGAGUUUUCGUUUUGGAAGGACUUUCCGAAUUACCUCUGGUACAUUCUCUUUAUGACCAAGCUGCUCGUGCCUAUCAUCGACAUGGCGGGCGAGGCCAUGCUGCACGACCGACUCCUUCUCAGUCCGCUCAAGUGUGCGACCAACGUCGUCUUUGCUACGAUCACAAUGGCGGCGCCCGACUUGCUUGGGUUCAUGAUUGCGUUUUACAUUUUGUUUGGCGUCGCGUUCCUCCAUCGGCUCUACUUUGAUGUGGUUUUGGACGCGAUCUUUGGCCAUCUGCGCGCAUGUUUCCGGCUGCUUCAGAGAGCCGGGAAGGAAGUCCUCGGGCCCGACGGCAAGCCGAUCGACAACGACGAAGACGAAGCCAACAAGAAGAAGGAAGAAGACGCCAAGAAGGCGCUUUCGGACAAGGCGGCAAGCGACAAAGCGAGUGAAGAGGACGCGGACACGGUCGAGCCGAUCAUUGACUUCGCCAUGGAGUACGCCAUGGAAACGCUCGCAUUCUUCUUCCAGCCGACCAUGGUCAUCAUCAUGAUUGUGUUUCGGGCCGAGACGGGCAUUGCCGACAAUUACAGCAUCCGCGUCCAAGACCUCGAGUACUACUGUUACUUUUUCAUCGUCAUCAUCUCGUACCACCUGCUCGCGGACGUCUUCAUCUUGCACUCGCUCGAGCUCUUCAAGGGCUGGAAGCUCUACGACUACUUUGUCUACUGCCGGUACCGCUACAUCCAGCGCGAGAAGCGCUGGAAGGGCCUCGAGCACAACCUCGACGAGUGCAUUGAAGAAGGCCUUCGGCACCUCGACCAGAUUUGCUUUUCGUCCCAGUACCAUUUCAUGUGCGGUGUCCAAACCCUCGCGAUCCUCGCGCUCGUGGUCGCGAUCGAAAUCAUGGUGCGCAACAAAUACAAUAUGUUUGCCGACCCCGCGGUGCUGGCGCUUGUGCCGUACAUGGCACUAACGUGCUACUGCGUGCGCCGCAUCUGCCUCUACUUGAUCCGGAAGCUCGCCUUGUACAAGCUCCGGCACGAGUCGACCAUGUGGAUUGCCAACCCGGAAGACGAGAACAUGGACGUACCCAACUGGGAGGAGCUCGAGCGACUCAAAGGCGCGUCGCACGAAGCGUUCUUGAUGAACCAACGUCUGACGUCCGAGACGUUUCGGUACAAGUUCCUCAACUACAACCGCGCGUGGAUCAUCGAGCAGCUGCCCAACAUUCUCACGCCCCGAACGCUGCGGCGGGCGCGGCCGUACUUGAUCACGCAGUUUUCAAAGAUCAUUAGCAGUCUCAACCCCCAAGUGUCGGACGACGAUGACGACGACAGUGGCCGGCCGCAUUUCGGGCCCGUUUCGCUCACGGCGCCGUCCCGCGACAUCAUUCGGCUCUGGCUGGCCAAAGCGCGCCGCCGCCUCCGGCUUCGCGAAGCGGUGCAGCCCAUCAUCAACGCCGCGCGCAAGGUCGAGUGCGAGAGCUGCCUCAGUCGCCGCCAGCUCCAAGUCGAGCUCAUGAUUCCGCUCGAAGUCAUGGGCGACAAGUUUGACAAGGUGUACCCGAGUGACGAGUUCAACGUGGCCGAGUGGAAGGCGUUCUUCAUCAAGCACGAGAAGUUUCGGACGCUCUGCCUCAACUGCCUCGCCAAGCAGAAGCAAGAGGCACGCAUGCAGCCCCUCGGGCUCGGUGCCAACGACCAAACGAUGGCCGACGCCGAGACCGCAGCCGCCCUCGGCUUUGGGAGCGUCCACCUCAACGCGGCGUCGCGCGCAAUUCUACUCAAGUGGUACAAGCUUGGCCAGGACCGCGUGUUUGGCAAAACCGGCAAGCGCCGCGCGGUCGCCAACGUCAGCGACGACGAAGAGGACGCGGCGCUCCGGGGCGCCAAGUGGGCCAACCAACCAGUCUUCCUCAAUGCCGCUUCGACGGCGAUCGCUAUCAAGUGGCUUGUGGCCGGGCGCACUGCGAUCAAAUCCAAGAUGGGCGGGAAGAAGAUUCAACCCCUCGAGGCCGCGCCCAAACCCAAGCGCAAGAAGCCACCGACCAAGAGCAAGGACAUUGAGAAGGCGAAAUCUCGCCGCAAAUAA